This is a messenger RNA of Effrenium voratum, 3921 nucleotides long. Lineage: Eukaryota; Dinophyceae; Suessiales; Symbiodiniaceae. The record is from the annotation of a GenBank genome assembly.
AUGGCUGAGAACUUUGAGGUUUCGCCUCGCCCUCCACAGGGCGUUGACGCAGAAUGGCCCUUGGAUGGUCAGCCCACCGCCCGCUUCGCAGAGCAGGUGGUGGCUGCCCUGGCAAACAAGGGCUAUUGCGUGAUUCAGACCAACAUGAGCGACGAUGCGAGAGAAGCAGCCUGGAAAAGCGCGCAGGAGCAAGACAGGGACUUUUUCCGGAUGAAGCAGGAGGUCGAGACGGGGUACAUGGGUUUCGACUCUAACAACAAGAUAGCCUGGCUCCAAGAGCGCAGGGAAGAGCAGUCAAAUCCGGACGGCCUGAAGUAUCCUGAGGAUGAGGAGCUGAAUAACGCAGCAUUUGAUGCCAGUCAACUGCUUUUUAGAGAUUUGGCGACUAGCAUCGGUCCUAUGGCAGUUUCGAUAGGUGUCACCUUCAGCUACAUCAUGAAUCCGCUUUUGCGAAUGUCCAUGACCAAGAAUGAAGAGGAGGACUACCUGCCGGAGUCCGUGAGGGACAUGAUGCAGGAUCCGGGCUCAGGCUGGUCCGCGCCGCUGCAGGAGUACAUUUUUUUUGCUCGUAGAAGGCGGUUGGGGCUCCUGCACCUCAUUGAGAACCAGGGCGGGGAGAUUUGGUUCUAUCCCCGAGAACAGAAUUUCCUUCCGGGCGCCCAGCGAUCUAUGAGGAUUUCCUGCACUCAGAACACCUUGCUGAUCUUCCGCCACGACGUUAUGGAUUACUCCUACCAGCCGGCUGGCCGCAGUCUGGCGCUGCAAGCCUGGCUGAUGCAGGACACGGGCAAGAGCCAGGCCGUCAAGGAGAUACAAGUGAACCUGGGCCAGAUGGGAGAGCUGGGAGAGGUGGUGUGCAACCCGGGGCCCGAAGUGCCGGACGGGCCCAAGGCCAGCAUCAUGGCCCUCACCACGCGGCUGCCCGGGGAGGCCUGGAGCCCGUCCCAGUACUGGGCAAUGUUUGCUUCCGGAACGGACACCUGCAGCCAGUGGCCCUACAUGCGCUGGGAGACGGAGCCCUACUACGAGGAGGGCGCAGACUCCAUCGCCACGGGCAAGAGCUACACCUGCCACGGCGGCUUUGUGAGCCACGACCAAAUCACCCAAUUCGACAACGUCUUCUUCGGCAUCGAUGAGACCGAGGCCAGGGCCAUGAUCCCAGGCCAGAAAAUGUCCAUGGAGGUGGGGUACGAGUGCCUCGUCGCCUCUGGCUUCAACAAAAAAAGUCUAAAAGGGCGCCGCAUGGGGCUCUGGUUUGGCGAUGUGGGUCCGGAUUGGCAUUCUUUUCAGAUGGAGUGGGCAAGAUUUUGUCCUGACAUCUGCCCAACCACCAUGGGAUUGGCCAUGAGCUGUGCAACCACGGCGGCCCGCAUCGCUCAUACCUUCGACAUCAGGGGCCCAGUUUCUUCCUAUGACACAGCUUGCUCGGCCUCUCUUGUGGCCAUGAAUGCGGCGCACUUGAUGAUGUUCGACUCAGAGAUACCCAGGCCAGACAACGCAGAAGCACUAGUAGUGGGUGUCAACACACUCCUGGGUCCAGGGUCCUUCAUCGGUAACUGCAUGGCCACGAUGCUUUCGCACCAGGGUCGCAGCUUUACAUUUAACAGAAGUGCUGAUGGCUAUCAGCGCGGGGAAGGCUGCGGGGCAGUCUUUGUGAAGAUGUACCAGGGGGACAAGCAGGAUGAGGAAGACCGGGUCUGUGCCCUGAUCGGCACCGCUACAAAUCAAGAUGGCCGCAGUGCCAGCCUGACCGCGCCCAACGGCCCUGCACAGCAGCAGGUCAUCAAGAAGUCCAUGCGCUUUGCAGGGAUCAAUCCCAACACGGUGUCCAUCGCGGAAUGCCACGGCACAGGGACAGCUCUUGGGGAUCCGAUCGAAGUCGGAGCUCUAAUGGCUGUCAUGCAUGAGCGGAAGGUGCCCAUCUUCAAAACCAGCGCCAAGAGCAACAUUGCCCACUUGGAGGCUGGGGCAGGGAUUGCUGGCCUUACCAAGUGCAUCAUGAUGAUCAAUAUGGGCACUGCUCCGCCCAACUGCCACUUCAACAUCAUCAACCCGCAUCUCACCAUCGAAGGCUACCCGGUGUACUUUGACACAGAGGACAUCGACAUCGGACUCAGCAGCCUGUACUGCGGGGUUUCAUCCUUCGGCUUCGGCGGGACCAACUCCCGAGCUGACGUCUUCGGGUACGCCACCAAGGGCCAUAAGGCGGCGGUGAAGGCCAACCUGCCACCCCCCUCAGUGCCUCGAGCGCUGCACAUGGGCCAGACCCUCUACAUCAGUGGGUCCUGGGAUGACUUCACCAGCUACAAGCCCAUGGAGGGUGGGAGGUAUGGCACAUACAUCACCACCAUCACUGUGGGUGAGGCGUGCUGCGAGGAAUUCCAGCUUUCCUGCAGCAAGGUGGUCGGCCCAGACUACGUGGGCAGGGGCAAGACAUUCCUGAUUGAUGGGUCACGAGAUGGGGUGAGUCCAGGCACGCGCUACAAGAUCGAAUUCAAUUGGAUGGAUGACAGGAAAACGAUUUCAUGGUCAGUGGCCCCGGAAGAGGAGCAGGUGGCAGAGGACGGGGAGUUCGCCGACUGCCAAAACGGCUUCCUGGCUUGCAGCACAUGCCGCUGCUUCGAAGGUGUGGAAGUGCCUGAUGGUGAGGAGCCUGGGCUCAUUGCAGUGGGCACUCAGGACGGGGUGGCGCACAUCUACAGCCUGGCCAACCUGCGACUUGCCGGCGCCAUCAACAUUCCCAAGGCCUUGCCAGAAGGCGACUCACAGCACGUGGCGCUGCGCCAUGUGAGGAUGGCGCGUUGCGCGGCAGAGCCAAAACUGCCAGUCACGCUGGUGACCAUUGACCGGCACUCCAAAAUCAGACUCUGGGGUCUGAAGGUCCACGUGCAAAGCGGCAAGCUAGAUCAGCUGAAGCUUUUGCUGGACGCAGGGCAACUGCGGGAGUGCGAUUGCAUUCCCGCAGGCUGGUACGGCCGGCUGAAGGAGAAGCGGGAUGCGGAGGCGCGGAUCAGGAAGAAGAAGAAAGAGGAGGAGCUAGCCAAAGCUGCCAAGGCAAGGGCAGCCAAAGAAGCAGAGGAGGGCAAGAAGGAGGAGGCGCCAGCUGAAGAAGAGAACCAAGCUGUGGAUGAAGGUUCUCAGGGAGAAGGAGAGAACCUUGCUGCAGAAGCUCGCUGGACCAGCAAAGAACCUGUGCGCAUCACGGCAUUUGCUCCUUUGCCAAGCGGCCCAGUGCAGCUGCCCAUCGACUGCUUGGAUAAGCAGCCUUUUGAAGGUCCCGCCACCACUACGAGUGUCAUUGAGCAAAUGAAGCAAUCUCCGGCCUACCAGGCCAAGGCUGAGAAGGUGCCGGAGAAGGAGAGCUCUUCGCUUUUCCUGACCCAGCCGAGCGGUGUGACAGCCAGAUCCCCAGACAAGGUGGAAGAGCCCGAGUGGUCAGGCAGCGACACGGACUGCGAUGCCGCCAAUGUCGUCGCCAGACGCUUCGCGGAGAUGCCAAGGCUACCAGCGUCGGCGCCCAACAUGCUGAUGCAGGGUGACACGGCUGCAGCAGAGGCUCUCCGCAACGCGAAGGAUUCUGUUGCAGAAGAGCUUGGGGAGUUCGGUGACGGAGAUUCUUUGGUCUUCAUUGCUGACGCCGGGGGCUGGCUCUGGUGCCUGGACAUUGCCGGGACGGUGGCAAGACUGCCCACACAGCCCCUGGCUGUGGCCUUGGACGAGGCGAUGGCGUCCAAGGUUCGAGAGCUUCAGAACCGGGGCGAGAAGCGCAACAAGCGGCCUGGACCCGCGGCACCAUGGCGCAGGAUUCUCGAGCUUCCAUCGGCGGCCCAGGCUCUCCCAGCGGGGCAAGUGUGGUGUCCACAGAGGGGCAGAUCGGCAUGCUGGUGGGCUUGCCGCCGAAGCCACGGCCGGAGGUGGUAA